Zea mays is the source of this 2877-nucleotide messenger RNA. RefSeq names its product formin-like protein 4. Bases 182 to 2761 code for a protein of 859 amino acids. Lineage: Eukaryota; Viridiplantae; Streptophyta; Magnoliopsida; Poales; Poaceae. The record is from RefSeq and is a predicted model, not a curated record. The transcript has 4 exons. Gene Ontology annotation, biological process: actin nucleation; actin cytoskeleton organization. Gene Ontology annotation, molecular function: actin filament binding.
CCUUCCUCUUCCCGCACGCAUUCCUUUCUCCUGUCGACUGUCGUGUCUCCUUGGUCCUUGCAUUACCACUCCUCCGGCACUCCGCACUCCCACUCCACUGUCAUCAACCUCGCUCCCUCUCUGGCCCUCUCUCUAGGAGUUCAUCACUCUCUCUCUCUCUCUCUCUCCCUGUCUCCUACCGAUGUCUCCAGCUCCACUACUCAGGCUCGCCUCACUCCUCUUCCUCUUCCUCGUCCACUCGGCCGCCGCCGGCGACACCAGGCGUGCGCUGCACGAGCCGCUCUUCCCUAUCGAAUGGACCCCGCCGCCAUCCACCACGGCGCCUCCAGCACCGGGAUUCGCCUCCGAUCCCUCCACACCCGUCCCACCCGUCUACAACGGGGGGCCGGCGCUACUCCCCGCUCCGCCGCCACCGAACACUGUCGCCGCGGACGCCUCUUCGUCCCGCACUGGCCCGGCCCCGCGGCGCCACGGCGGCGGCGGCGGCGGAACGCCCAAGGCGGCCAUCGUCGUCGCCUCUGCGGCCGCGGCGGCCGUCCUCGCGCUGCUCGCCUUCGCCGCCGCGUUUCUCCUGACGGGCCGUCUCGCGCGGCACCCCGCGUGGACGCACAAACCCACCGGCCUCGCCGCCGCCGCGCACCCCGGGCCAGCCUCCGCGGUCGUGCUGCACGCCGACGCGGUGGGCACCUCUGCGGCGGCGGCGGCGGCCUCGUCGUCGGGUGCGACUGCCACUUCCACACCGCACCGGAAAGCCCGCUCGGAGCGCGCCAGGUGGGGCAUGUGCCGCGACGUCGACACCGUCCCGAGCCCGGAACUCAGGCCGCUCCCGCCGCUCCGGCGCGCGGGGUCGUCCGACGAGGACGCCGCGUACUACACGCCGGGCCAGCGCUCGGCGGGGUCCGCGGGCGGCGAGGGCGCCGGGACCGGGACGUGGAGCGAGGCGAGCGCGUCCAGCCCGCGGACCACCACCCCCUCCCGCCGCAGCCUCCCCAGCCUCACCAGCGAUUUCUUCCCACCGACGCCGGCCGCCGCCGUUCCAGCUGCAAGCGUGGCGCCUCCUCCGCCCGCCCCUCCUGUGCCACGCUCCCGUCGCACUCUGCCGCGGACUCGCUUCUCCGCAGGCUCCGCCUCGGAUAUGAUCAAACAAGUGGUCUCGCCACCCUCCAACCCACCACCACCUCCUCCACCACCACCGCCAAGAUGCACCAACGCAGUCCCAAAACCUUCUCCACCACCACCGGAACCAUCCUAUACACCAUUGUCAACGCGCCGGCUUCACAAACUAAAGCAAACAGAGGGGCCAGGUGUCGCUGUUCCGAGCGCACCCGUCAUGGCGGUGAACAAGGACAACGACGGCAUGCCGAUUCGGACGAACGAUGAUCCUGCCGCUGCCGGCGACGAAGCCCGUCCCAAGCUGAAGCCGCUGCACUGGGACACGGUCCGGGCGUCCUCCGACCGCGACAUGGUCUGGGACCGGCUCGAGUCCAACUCAUUCCAGUUGGAUGAGGACAUGAUCGAGGUGCUUUUCACGAACAAUGCUGCAAAUGCGCCUCCUAGGGAUACACUUAGAAAGCCUGGAGUGCCGCUAUGCGGUGCCCAAGAGAAGGUCCUUGAUCCUAAGAAGGCGCAGAACAUCGCCAUCCUGCUGCGCGCACUGAACGUCACUCUGGAAGAGGUCACGGAUGCGCUGCUAGACGGCAACGCUGAAUGCCUGGGGGCGGAUCUGUUGGAAACCUUGGCAAAGAUGGCUCCUACAAAAGAGGAAGAGCUCAAACUCCGCAACUUCACUGGGGAUAUAUCGAAGCUCGGUUCCGCGGAGCGGUUUCUCAGGGCGCUGCUUGACAUCCCUUUCUGCUUCAAAAGAGUGGACGCCAUGCUCUACCGGGCGAAUUUCGACGGCGAAAUUAACUACCUCAGGAAAUCUUUCCAGACACUAGAGGGAGCCUGCGACGAUCUAAAAGGCAGUAGACUGUUCCUGAAGCUACUCGAAGCUGUCCUGCAAGCCGGGAACCGAAUGAACGUCGGCACGAACCGUGGGCAGGCAAGAGCCUUCAAGCUGGACACUCUGCUCAAGCUCGCGGACGUCAAAGGCGCCGACGGCAAGACCACCCUGCUGCACUUCGUCGUCCAGGAGAUGGUCCGGUCGGAGGAGGACGCGAGGACGACGUCCGAGAGAGCCGCAGAGGAUGAGGCCAGAAAGAUCGCGAGAGACGAGACGUUCCGUAGUAAGCAAGGGCUGAAGGUAGUGUCCGGGCUGAGCGGCGAGCUCGGGAACGUCAGGAAGGCAGCCGCCAUGGACUUCGACGUGCUUCACGGCUACGUGUCCAAGCUCCAGGCCGGGCUCGGCGGGGUCAGGUCGGUCCUCGCGCUCGAGAAGCAGUGCGCCCAAUUGCAAGCCCAAGGCCACCACCACAGGUUUUUCGCCAGGAUGCGUGGGUUUCUCGAGGAGGCUGGGGCGGAGAUCGGACGAGUCAGGCGCGACGAGGAGAGGGCCCUGGGGAGAGUGAAGGAGAUCACCGUGUAUUUCCACGGUGACGCUGCCAGGGAGGAGGCGCACCCUCUGAGGAUCUUCGUGGUGGUCAGGGACUUCCUGUCCACGCUGGACCGUGUCUGCAGGGAGGUCAGCCAGCAGGACAGGACGGUGGUUGGGUCCGCGAGGUCCUUCCGCAUGUCAGCGGCCACGGCAAUGGCGAACCUGAGAAUGUACGGCCAGCAUGCAAGAGGAGACGAUGACGACGAGGAGGAGAGUUGGUCGCCGUAGGGAAUGGGGAGCACGGACAGGGAAAAGAACAGAACUACAAGAACACCUUAUAGAUGCAAACCAAGCACAUUAUGCACAUAUAUAUAUAUAUAUCUCUACUACUCCUUAAGUUACUA